GCGGGACUCGCCCUGGCGUGCGGCGCCUCUGUGUUGUCAUUAGGCGGCCGAUAGAGGACACGGGCAAGAUGGCGGUGGUGGCGGGUCUGUUACGGAGACCUCUGCGGCAGGUUUCCGGGCUGCUGAAGAGGCGUUUUCACCGCUCGGCGCCCGCGGCCUGACAGCUGACAGUUCGUGAAGCUAUUAAUCAAGGUAUGGAUGAAGAACUAGAAAGAGAUGAAACGGUGUUUCUGCUUGGGGAAGAAGUCGCCCAGUAUGAUGGUGCUUACAAGGUUAGCCGAGGUCUGUGGAAGAAGUAUGGUGACAAGAGGAUCAUCGACACUCCCAUAUCAGAGAUGGGCUUUGCUGGGAUCGCUGUAGGUGCAGCUAUGGCUGGGUUGCGACCCAUCUGUGAAUUUAUGACCUUCAAUUUCUCUAUGCAAGCCAUCGAUCAGGUUAUAAACUCAGCUGCCAAGACUUACUACAUGUCCGCUGGCCUCCAGCCUGUGCCCAUAGUAUUCAGGGGGCCCAAUGGUGCCUCUGCAGGUGUAGCUGCUCAACACUCACAGUGCUUUGCUGCCUGGUAUGGGCACUGCCCGGGCUUAAAAGUGGUCAGCCCCUGGAAUUCAGAGGAUGCGAAAGGACUCAUUAAAUCAGCCAUUCGUGAUAAUAAUCCAGUGGUGAUGCUAGAGAAUGAAUUGAUGUAUGGAGUAGCAUUUGAACUUCCUCCAGAAGCUCAGUCAAAAGAUUUUCUCAUUCCUAUUGGGAAGGCCAAAAUCGAAAAGCAAGGGAACCACAUAACUAUAGUUGCCCAUUCGAGACCUGUGGGCCACUGUAUGGAAGCUGCAGCCGUGCUGUCUAAAGAGGGAAUCGAAUGUGAGGUGAUAAACUUGCGUACCAUCAGACCAAUGGACAUUGAAGCCAUAGAAGCCAGUGUCAUGAAGACAAAUCAUCUCAUAACUGUGGAAGGAGGCUGGCCUCAAUUUGGCGUAGGCGCUGAGAUUUGUGCCAGAAUCAUGGAAGGCCCUGCCUUCAAUUUCCUGGAUGCUCCUGCUGUUCGUGUCACUGGUGCUGACGUCCCUAUGCCUUAUGCAAAGAUUCUAGAAGACAACUCUGUACCUCAGGUUAAAGACAUCAUAUUUGCAGUAAAGAAAACAUUAAAUAUAUAAUUUGGACUUAAGUAUCAGGUCAUUGAAAUUAUUUAAAAUACUUGCUGGCCCUUUGCCUGAAUUGUACUGCAAAACCUUACUAUUCAUAAAGUUCUUUCUAAAGCAGCAACAGGUAUUUCUGUUAAGUGUGUUUCAGGGAGAACUCUCCACUCCCCUGCCCUAGAUUCCAUGCUUUGUCUGUUACAGUUCCCCUUUCCUUAAUAAGAUUCAUGUAAACUUUUACCCUGUUUCACUGAAGGACAACGUAACAAUGUUGUAGAAUCCUGGUGGAAGGCAGGUCCAAAAAAGAACUUACAUGUCUAAAAAGUACACAUAAUCUACAUUUGCUGUUAGAUUGUUCUGAUAAGGAAUAAAGGGGAUUCUAUCUAUGA
Nannospalax galili (Upper Galilee mountains blind mole rat) is the source of this 1519-nucleotide messenger RNA. It is a transcript of the gene Pdhb, whose product is annotated as pyruvate dehydrogenase E1 beta subunit. The record is from RefSeq and is a predicted model, not a curated record. The transcript has 10 exons. Gene Ontology annotation, molecular function: pyruvate dehydrogenase (acetyl-transferring) activity. Gene Ontology annotation, biological process: pyruvate decarboxylation to acetyl-CoA. Bases 195 to 1148 code for a protein of 317 amino acids. Lineage: Eukaryota; Metazoa; Chordata; Mammalia; Rodentia; Spalacidae.